This is a messenger RNA of Balaenoptera musculus (blue whale), 3232 nucleotides long. It is a transcript of the gene EPS8, whose product is annotated as epidermal growth factor receptor pathway substrate 8. Gene Ontology annotation, biological process: positive regulation of ruffle assembly; Rho protein signal transduction; regulation of Rho protein signal transduction. Bases 363 to 2906 code for a protein of 847 amino acids. The transcript has 24 exons. Gene Ontology annotation, molecular function: actin binding. The record is from RefSeq and is a predicted model, not a curated record. Gene Ontology annotation, cellular component: plasma membrane; vesicle; ruffle membrane. Lineage: Eukaryota; Metazoa; Chordata; Mammalia; Artiodactyla; Balaenopteridae.
GAGCGGGUGAGCCGGCGGGCAGCUCCAGACUUCCCCGGCGGCGGCAGCGGCGGGCCAGGCGUUCCAGCCGAGCGCGAGGCCGGCGCUGAGCUCGCCCCGGAGACCGCGCCUCCUCGGCCGGGCGCAGACGGCGGCUGGGCGGCUCGCGGAGGAUUGGGAGGGCGCGGUCCGGGUCGGGGGCUUUCUCCCGGCCGCCUCCCGCCGGGUGUGAGUUCGAGGCGCCUCCGGGGAAGCCGCGGCCCCGAGGGCAGAUCCGAGAUAACCCUUUUUCUACCACUGUACAAUAACUCACAAGCCGCAACCCUUGGACACGCAAUUCCACAAGCAAACUUCAAGUCUUUUGCAAGAACAUUAAAGUCACAAUGAAUGGUCAUAUUUCUAAUCAUCCCAGUGGUUUUGGAAUGUAUCCAUCUCAAAUGAAUGGCUACGGAUCAUCACCCACCUUUUCCAUGGACAGAGAACACAGUUCAAGAACAAGUGCAAAGGCUCUCUAUGGACCAGACGGAUUAUACUUCUUCAGAUCGUCAUCCAAACAGAAAAAGAAAGAACAAAGGAAGAAUUAUGCACGGGAUAGUGUCAGCAGCGUGUCAGAUAUAUCCCAAUACCAUGUUGAACACUUGACUACCUUUGUUCUGGAUCGGAAAGAUGCUAUGAUAACUGUUGACGAUGGAAUAAGGAAGCUGAAAUUGCUUGAUGCCAAGGGCAAAAUAUGGACUCAAGAUAUGAUUCUUCAAGUGGACGAGAGGGCUGUGAGCCUGAUUGAUUUAGAAUCGAAGAAUGAACUGGAGAAUUUUCCUUUGAACACAAUCCAGCACUGCCAAGCUGUGAUGCACUUGUGUAACUAUGAUUCAAUUCUUGCCCUCGUGUGCAAAGAGUCAACUCAGAACAAGCCUGAUCUUCAUCUUUUCCAGUGUGAUGAGAUUAAGGCAAACCUAAUUAGUGAAGAUAUUGAAAGUGCAAUCAGCGACAGUAAAGGAGGGAAACAGAAGAGGCGGCCUGAUGUCCUGAGGAUGAUUUCCAAAGCAGACCCUGGUAUACCGCCUCCACCCAGAGCUCCCGCCCCUGUGCCUCCUGGAACUGUGACCCAGGUGGAUGUUAGAAGUCGGGUGGCAGCCUGGUCCGCACUGGCAGCUGACCAAGGGGACUUUGAGAAACAAAGGCAUUAUCAUCAGCAAGAAGAAACACCUGAGAUGAUGGCAGCUCGCAUUGACAGAGAUGUGCAAAUCUUAAACCACAUUUUGGAUGACAUUGAAUUUUUUAUCACAAAACUCCAAAAAGCAGCUGAAGCAUUUUCUGAGCUUUCUAAAAGGAAGAAAGCUAAGAAAGGUAAAAAGAAAGGACCAGGAGAGGGUGUUUUAACACUGAGGGCAAAACCUCCACCUCCUGACUCAUUUGUUGACUGUUUCCAAAAGUUUAAACAUGGAUUUAACCUUCUGGCCAAAUUGAAGUCUCACAUCCAGAAUCCUAGUGCUGCAGAUUUGGUUCAUUUUUUAUUUACUCCAUUAAAUAUGGUUGUGCAGGCAACAGGAGGUCCUGAACUAGCCAGUUCAGUACUCAGCCCCCUACUGACUAAGGACACAAUCGAUUUCUUGAGUUACACUGUCAAUGUCGAUGAGAGGCAGCUGUGGGUGUCAUUGGGCGACUCGUGGAUGAAAGCCAGAGCAGAGUGGCCAAAAGAACAGUUUAUCCCACCCUAUGUCCCGCGCUUCCGCAGUGGUUGGGAGCCCCCGAUGCUGAACUUCAUGGGAACAUCAGUGGAGCCGGAUCUCUAUCAACUGACCGAGUCUGUGGCAAACGCAGCAGAACAGCAUCGCAAGCAAGAAACAAAAAGAUUAUCCACAGAGCACUCCAGUGUAUCAGAAUAUCCUCCAGCUGAUGGGUACACAGUAUUCAAUAACAUUUAUGGAAGAGGGCCCCAGGUGGACCAAGGGGAAGCCGCUGUUGCUUUUAAGCCAACUCCUCAUCGCCAUGUAGAUAGAAAUUAUGAUCUACAACCCAAGAAAUAUGCCAAAUCCAGGUAUGACUUUGUGGCAAGGAACAACAGUGAGCUCUCAGUUCAAAAGGAUGAUAUUUUAGAGAUCCUUGAUGAUAGGAAGCAAUGGUGGAAAGUUCGAAAUGCAAGUGGAGAUUCUGGAUUUGUGCCAAACAACAUUUUGGAUAUCGUGAGGCCUCCAGAGUCUGGAUUAGGGCGUGCUGACCCACCUUACACGCAUACUAUACAGCUGUUGAUGCCAAAGAAGGAGUUUGAGCUAUUCAAGAAACAGAGGAUGGAGUGUGGUCCAAGAGCAACUGACAUUCCCUCUGCGCCAUCACCUCCUCCAACGCCAGCUCCUGUUCCUGUUCCCCUCCCACCUUCUGCUUCAGCACCUCUUCCUGUGUCAAAGGUCCCAGCAAAUGUAACCCGUCAGAACAGCAGCUCCAGUGACAGUGGUGGCAGUAUUGUGCGAGAUAGCCAACGACAAAAACAAGUUCCUGUGGACCGAAGGAAAUCUCAGAUGGAGGAAGUGCAGGAUGAACUCAUCCACAGACUGACCAUUGGUCGGAGCGCCGCCCAGAAGAAGUUCCACGUGCCACGGCAGAAUGUGCCAGUUGUCAAUAUCACUUAUGACUCCACCCCAGAGGAUGUGAAGACAUGGUUGCAGUCAAAGGGGUUCAGCCCUGUAACUGUCAAUAGUCUUGGAGUAUUAAAUGGUGCACAACUUUUCUCUCUCAAUAAAGAUGAACUGAGAACCGUCUGUCCUGAAGGGGCCAGAGUCUUUAGCCAAAUCACUGUACAGAAAGCUGCAUUAGAGGAUAACAACGGCAGCUCUGAGUUGCAAGAAAUCAUGCGAAGACGGCAGGAAAAAAUCAGUGCUGCUGCUAGCGAUUCGGGAGUGGAAUCUUUUGAUGAGGGAAGCAGUCACUAAUUAGUUUUUAAACUCCAUUAUUCUUGGCAUUAUUCCAACGUGCUUUGUUUUCAGAAGCCAUGAAGGGAACGUCAGAUUCUUAUUUCUUGGUAUACAGAAUUUAUCGCCAUAAAGAAACAAUGCAAACGUAAGUAAGCAGAGGACUUGCUUCUGGGCCCGUUAUUUUUAUUCAAAUGAAAAAAUUUUAAACAGAAUUUCUCCCCUUGGGAAAUAUUUUGCCUACUUUACCAAGGUGAGGUUUCCUUUAUUGGAUUAAUUAUUUCAUCCCCAUCUCAAUGCCUAAGCAGACUUUUUUUUUUUUUUUGACAGUGGUGAGUUUAUUUAUU